AUGUCCACCCGCACUACUGUGGUCCCUACCACUGCGGGCUUCAGGUUCAUCUCCGACACUGUCAAUGAGGAAUCGUUUGCACCUGUCGCUGGACCACGAAAAUUUGCUAGAAACCCCCAUGCCCCUCCUCUGGUCAAGCCUGGCCUGAAAGCCUUUGCUUUCCCUAACAAGGUGCACUGUACCGAAUUACUUCCCAACACAGACACCAGAACUGUCAAGAAGACAGGCAGUCCCACUACCACCACCGUCUCUACCAUGCGGACAAAGACAAAGAUUGCAAUCAUCUCUACCACCACCACUCUCAUUCCCGAUGACGUUUCUGUCACAAAGACAUUCACUACCAACAUGAAGGUCACAACUUACUCUACUACAUAUAAAACAUCCACCAAGAGUGCCACCGCAACCAAGACAAGUAUCAAAUCUGGCCCAACAGAGUAUGCCGCAUGCUCAGAAGGAAACAUGUUCGGCCCCAACUUCAACAGCGGAGGUACUGGAUACUACAUCACCAACGUCCUCAACAACGGCCCUGGUAUCCCAUCCGAUUACAAGAUUGUGUCAAGCGGUGCCGACUCUGCAGAUGAUUGCUGUUCUUCUUGCAUGAAAUUCAACGGCUGCGAGACCUGGAUCUAUCGUGAGAGGAACCGCAACUGCUUCCUUCUCUAUCAUGUUUUGGAAAAGGGCGAAAAGUGCCCGUCGCAGAAGAACCAUCCCAACUUUUUCCUGUCCAAGAAGGGCGCAGAUACAGGGGCUGGUUUCAUUGCAGGCAAUGGUGUGUGCGGCUUUACAUACAGUGGAAACAGUGAUGGGUCAUUGUUCACUGUCGACACUUAG
Molecule: messenger RNA, 831 nt
Organism: Fusarium graminearum PH-1
Lineage: Eukaryota; Fungi; Ascomycota; Sordariomycetes; Hypocreales; Nectriaceae
Exons: 2
Coding region: 1-831 (276 amino acids)
Source: RefSeq, a predicted model, not a curated record